AGAAAACAACUGAGUCGAAAUGUUUUGAGGUUAGGCUGUUAGAAGUACAGAUACGUUCGGGUUCGGACUUUUUGGAUAUAGAGUUGUUAAGUAAAUCGUAGAGUAAUAUAUUUGUAAUAACAAAUGGCUGAUCCAAAGUACGCAAAUCUCAUUGGCAUAGCCUACGAUCAGCCUGAUAUAUAUGAAACCAAGGAUUUGCCUGAAGCGGACCAAAAUGCAGAAAUAUUUGAAGAGGAGUCCGAUAGUAUUGAGCGUCUACACAUCAGUGCGUCAACAGCCUUGUCCAAGUUCAAGGGAAAAACGUUAGACUCCGCCAAUGUUGACUUCUCUGAUCGACUCAGCCGACGGAUUCGCACUGGAUACAGUGCCAGAUCCGGUGACUGGGAGUUGGCCGGUGAAGGGGAGAAGGAGACGGCUAUCCAGAAGUACCAGCGGCUACAGUGUGAGAUGAGGGAGCUGCUGGACGAAGUGGCAGAGCUAAAGGAAGUGGCCAAGGAUGAAAGCAACAAGCAGCCGUGUACAGCUCUCAGUAGACAGGUGGAGUCGCUGGUCAAACAGUUGACGGAACUGAGACUGGAGGAGAAACUGGGCUCGGAGCUGGUCGGCAGUUUGACAGAUCCUCAGGGAGCUCAGUUCAAGAAGCUGUUGUCUCAGCUGGAGCAGUUUCAGGUGUCAGAACAGCGGGAGAGAGGUGGUCAGGGGGAGGGAGGGGAUGCUACAGUCAAGUUCCAGCUGACACUGCGGCCUGGCCAUGCCCAGCUGGCACAGACGGCACGAUUGGCAGACCUGGAGCAGCGGCUGGCACGGGUAGAGCAGGCUGUGGGUGCCACACCCGCAAAACUGUCGCGGUUGGGGGUGGGAGACCACUCGUUGUUGUCUACAGCUCAACACUUGGCCAGCCGAGCUGCCCUGCUGGACUCUGCACAGUUGGAUGCUGCAGAGAGCCGGUUAUCCACGCUACUCACCAAGCUUGACCAGGUGGCUGAGAAAACCGCAGCAAUAACCGGUUCCAGUGAUCCCGACAGGGACAAGAAGAUAAACGAAUUGUACGAGCUGGCUAAGAAAACUGAAUACCUCUCCCAGAUCCUGCCUCAGACCUUGGAGCGGAUGUUGGCUUUACAGGAACUGCAUCAGCAAGGAGGAGAAUUCGGAAAGGCACUGAGCGAGAUGGAAUCAGUUCAGGUGCAGCUCAUGGCUAAGAUGAGAUCGAAUGGUGAAACUCUAGCGAGCGUUGAGGAAGGACUCAAGACAAGCUUUGCUACAAUCAAAGCUAACAUGGAAGCUCUAGACGGACGUGUCAAGGCUCUAUCCACCAAAAAAUAACAAUAACACCAUAGUCGUUAAGCUUUAUAUGUGAUUUAUAUUUAUUGAUUUGUGUAACUUUUAAUGCGUUAAGUCUUGUAACAUUUAAAACCAAGCUUUUUAAAGAUACUUAUUUCAACAUGAAUUAACAACAGUUACAAUAACUAUUUCUAAUUCUGUUCUCGUGGAUGUCCGUAAAUUUCUGUGCUACAAUUUACAUAAUUCUUUUUAAAUUAUUCAGUGCAUUGUUUUACAUGUACAGGUAGAAUGUUACAGAUAUUAUUUUGUUGAAACUUCUCGGAAGUUACAUAUUAAGUUUUCAAGAGAAAAUUUCCGCUAGAUUGGGAAUAAACUUAUCAAAUUUCAAAGAGAAACGUCAACCAGAUUAAAUAAUUUUAUUACAAAAAUAUUGUUAUGGCCUGUACUUGGACUUGAUUAUUUUUUAACUAGAUGUGUUUCCAACUCAAGUGCUAUAUAAUGAGGAGUGCCAUAGACACUGGAGUUCAGAUCGUGUGUUUAUGUAAACUUGGGAAAAGGUUGUGGUGGUAAAUGUUAUUUUAAAAAUCCAAAUUAUUGUUGAUAAUGAAUGCCUGAAACCCUGCUUGAAGGUGGAGUUUAUUUUUGCUACUAUUAAUUUUAUGAAUUUAUUUGAAGGUUAUAUGUAGAGAUUUAUUUUUUAUUAUAUGUUUAUGCUUGUUAACUCUUUGUACGCUGUAAAGAAAUUAAUCACUUAAUAUCUUUGCACUGAAUACAAAAAGUAACUAUUUAAAUUUAUGAUAGCUAUUUUUUAGUUUGGUUGGUAUGCAAAGUAAUGAAAACAUAUGUUAUUUCAAACAUUUUUAUUUUUAUAAAUUUUAUUGAUGUUCAAUACAGUAAUUGUAAUAAACCAAAUUCAUUUUUUUACCAUAAUUACAUAAAGUUAAAAUUAUAGUUGGCACGGUAUUUAUUUUAAGGCGAAAUACAAAAGAUAAUAAGAAUAUAGAAAGGUACUAAAAUCAAAAAGGCACAUUAAAAUUGGCUUGAAGUAUGAUAAAUUACAAAUAAGUUUUGUUAUGAACUAAGAAUUAUAUAAUGUAUUGUUCUGAGAUACUGUGAUUUAUUCUACUUAGAAAGAAAUAGCGAGAUAUUACGCUUAAAUCGUACAAAGGGUUAAAAAAAAACCUAUGGGCAAGAUUUUUUUAAUGCAGUAAAAAUACGCAUAUUGUGUAUUUGUAGUUUGUUUGCAAUAUUUUCACAGUAAUACCCCAUUAAUUUAGAUUAAUAUUUUGAAUAAAAAUAUAAUGUGUUAGUAAAAACUACAAUACACAGACGAGUGGAUGCAGUUGUCAAAAGUGAUAUUAUAGAUGUGAUCUAGCAAUGUAAAUUGACUAGGUUCUAUAUCUACUUUUUACUACACAUCUGCAGUAUUGAAAUUUCCAAAUUAAUGAGUUUUUACUGUAUUAAUUGUUAUUUUUUCUGAAAUGUAUCUAAAAAUAAUUACAUUUUAUGAAGACAGUUUCUAUGCAUGUUCACCAGAUUGUACAUUCUUUACACUCCAAACCUUACUUCAAAUGUUUGUUAAAGAGAGGCCAGUUGUAUUAAAGCCUUUAUUAUCUUACUAAA
Messenger RNA from Homalodisca vitripennis (glassy-winged sharpshooter), 2904 nucleotides. It is a transcript of the gene DCTN2-p50, whose product is annotated as dynactin subunit 2. The record is from RefSeq and is a predicted model, not a curated record. NCBI's taxonomy places the organism in Eukaryota, Metazoa, Arthropoda, Insecta, Hemiptera, Cicadellidae. Gene Ontology annotation, biological process: mitotic spindle organization. Gene Ontology annotation, cellular component: centrosome; dynactin complex; cytoplasm.